UGACUCUGGGACAGAGACCAAGAGAUCCCGACCGGCAGCAUGGGAACUGUCCGCUCUGAUCUGUCAGUGGCCCUGCAGCACAACUCAGGGUUGUACCAGCACAGGCGAUGUUCAGUGGUCGUGAACCUACCUGGACUUGAGGUGUUCCCUGGAGAUCUCCUGGUGCCAGAUGGAGUGGCCAGCUACCUGUGCCAUCCUGCCCUGCUGCUGAAUUCAGAACCCAAAAAGACGAGAUGGCCAUUCUCCAAAAAAGGCGUGCAGAGUAAAGACAAACAAAAGCAAGCAUUUGACCUGAAAAAUUGCCUUUCCACCAUUAAGAUUACCUACUGCAGUGGAUACGAGUUUCACAGCUUGAAGGAUAAGACCUGGGAAGAAGUUCUGGAAAGACAUGAAAAGCUUCCUAGUGAGCCAGCAGACUUGAGAAAGCAGCAGGAAGCUGUGUGGGAACUCUUCACCAGUGAAUGCACCUAUUAUUUAGACCACUUGCUAGUUCUUAAGAUGGUCUUUAUGAAUACACUCAAAUACCUUCAAAACUACGAAUGCCUCUUGGAUGUGGACUUAUGGAGACUUUUUGCUAACCUUGAAGAAUUAAGUCAGGUCAGUCUCGGCUUCCUGAGCUGUUUUUUCAGCACCAUCAAGGACUAUAUAAAUUCAUCUGGCUCUGCAUCCUCCAUGGAUUUCAUCUCUGUGCUCUCCAAGCAUUUCCGAGGGCGCCUCUGUCAGAGCCACCAGAUUUACUGCCUUAAUUACACCUCUGCCAUCUUCUACCUUGAGAGCUUAAGACAGAGAGAAGACUUCAGAAUCUAUUUAAAGUGGUGUGAAAGGCAUGACCAGUGCAAACGACUCCACCUCCCUGAACUGCUGGUGACUCCCCUGCACCGACUGACCCGGUACCCAUUGCUCCUGAAGAACAUCUGGAGAAGGAGUACCGAUGCCGGGGAGAAAAUUACCAUCUACUCCCUCAAGGAAAAAGUGGAGAACGCGAUUCGUGACCUUGAAGGGAAAGUGAAAUGGCUUGACAAUUUCCAAAAGUUUCGGCACCUCCAGGAGAUCAUAGUGUGGCCUCCACUUUGGGAUCGAGAUAAAAGGUUCUUCAUACCAGAGUACCUGAAACACAUUUUUAAGGAACACAUGACAGAAAACAUCUUGUCACCAGCCAACAGAAACCUCCUUCAUGAGGGAAAAUUGACUCUAGCAGAAAGCACCAGAUUCCUCGACGUCUACUUGUUUCUGUUUGAUGACUUCCUAUUAAUUACAAAAACCAAACACACCAAAAAGAAACUUGGGUGCUCAGACACAGGUUUAGUCUGCCCUUCCCUUACCCCUGAGCUACAGGCGAUGAUUAAAGAAGGUGGUUCAUGUACAGUACUCGAUCAACCCAUUCCUUUGGACCGGCUGGUGGUUAAAAAUAUUGACCCAUUCCAUGUAUCAGUCUUUGGGCUAAGAAAUGCUUUCCUUCUACAACACGAAAACCGUUAUCAACAAUGUGUAGCAGCUUUCUUGUUGCAAGCACAAACGGAAACAGCCAAAAAAACAUGGAUGGCACAAAUUCAAAUGGCAACCUCUUGCUUCAUGAAAAGAUAUGAGACAAAGAAAUCCUCCUUCACUUUGCCUGCAGAAUCCUCUGAGAUCUAGGGACCAGAAUACAAUGACUGUAUCUGCUAUAACUUUUUAUCUAGUGAUAGAGGCUGCUUCUGUGAUUUCACUGGUAUAGAAUGAGGACACGCCCUCUGCCAACUCAACACCUUCUCUAUAAGUUAGAGUCUAAGGGGGCUGCCUAGGGCACUUGAGAGUUUAAAUGACUUGGUCAGAAUCGGGCAGCCAGUACAUGUCACUCUUGGGUUUCCUAGCUUCAAGGUCAACUUCCUACUAUUACAGCAUGCUUCGUCUAACUUUUUAUGUAUUUAGGUUUAAAUUAUCAUUUUUAUAAAGCUAUUAUAACUGUCCCCCCAUGAUCAACUGUGAGGAUAUAGUGGUACUCUGGAAUAUGAAGAUUUGGCUCAAGAAAGUCACCAGAGCAGAGGUUAUAAGGGAGAUCCUAGUGAGAAGCAUUCUGACUUUCAGAAUAUCUGGUAAUAUUUCCAAUAGCCUUGAAAGAUGUCCAGUUAAGAUUAAAAAUUGAACAGUGAGACACAAGGAAAUAGUGGAAGCACCUCUGUCUCUAAACCAGGGGCUCUUAAUUUGAGGUCCAUGAACCUUUUUUUAAAAAAUAUAUAUAUUAUAUAUAUGUAUGUAUAUAUAUAUA
This is a messenger RNA of Vombatus ursinus (common wombat), 2245 nucleotides long. It is a transcript of the gene PLEKHG7, whose product is annotated as pleckstrin homology and RhoGEF domain containing G7. The transcript is spliced from 15 exons. Lineage: Eukaryota; Metazoa; Chordata; Mammalia; Diprotodontia; Vombatidae. Gene Ontology annotation, molecular function: guanyl-nucleotide exchange factor activity. The record is from RefSeq and is a predicted model, not a curated record. The coding region runs from base 40 to 1635 and encodes 531 amino acids. Gene Ontology annotation, biological process: Rho protein signal transduction.